AUGUACAGGUUUGUAUCUGGAGUACCGUCGUCGAGGUUGAGAGAAGUCAGCAUGGCCAAUAUUCACUAUUACCACUCUCGAGAGGCCAAGCAUGAUUUCUGGAAUAUACUGCAUAAUUUAAAGCUUAACGGUUCUAUCCACAACAUGGCAUCGAAACUACCGUCCGUCCUCGCAGCGACUGAGGAGGAGAUCCAGCUUCUCCUGGCUGCCCAAUGCCACAUCGGCACAAAAAACUGCGAUAAGCAAAUGGAGCCCUACGUCUGGAAACGUCGUGCCGAUGGCAUCCACAUUCUCAACAUUGGAAAGACCUGGGAGAAACUCGUCCUUGCCGCCCGUAUUAUCGCUGCCGUCGAGAACCCGAACGAUGUUUGUGUCAUCUCAGCCCGCCCCUACGGCCACCGUGCUGUCCUCAAAUUCGCCGCCAACACUGGCGCCCAGGCCAUCGCCGGCCGCUUCACCCCCGGUUCCUUCACCAACUAUAUCACCCGUUCAUUCAAGGAGCCCCGCCUGAUCGUCGUCACCGACCCCCGCGUGGAUCACCAGGCCAUCCGUGAGGCCUCAUACGUGAACAUCCCCGUCAUCGCGCUUUGCGACACGGAUGCGCCCCUCAAGUUCGUCGACGUUGCCAUCCCCACCAACAACAAGACGAGGCACUCGAUCGGUCUCAUCUGGUGGCUGCUCGCCCGCGAGGUCCUGAGACUCCGCGGCACCAUCCCCAGGACAAGCGACGGCUGGAAUGUCAUGGUCGACAUGUUCUUCUACAGAGAUCCCGAGGAGGUUGAGAAGCAGCAACAAGAGGAGGCCCAGGCCAAGCUCGCUGCUCAGCAAGGUGACGUUGAGGUUCCCGCUGCUGAAUGGGACGUCACAAGCGCACCUCAAGGUGGAAUCAACCCUGCUUUGGCUAGCGAAGGUGGUGCUCUUGACUGGUCUGCCGACCCUCAACCCGGACCAACCGACUGGUCUGCAGAGCCUGCUGCUACUGGAGGAUGGGGUGCCGAGGCUCCCGCUGGUACUAGCGGUUGGGACUAA
This is a messenger RNA of Cyclocybe aegerita, 1029 nucleotides long. Lineage: Eukaryota; Fungi; Basidiomycota; Agaricomycetes; Agaricales; Hemipholiotaceae. The record is from the annotation of a GenBank genome assembly.